Messenger RNA from Anguilla anguilla (European eel), 2259 nucleotides. RefSeq names its product RAB6-interacting golgin-like. The record is from RefSeq and is a predicted model, not a curated record. Gene Ontology annotation, biological process: non-motile cilium assembly. The transcript has 5 exons. The coding region runs from base 199 to 1278 and encodes 359 amino acids. NCBI's taxonomy places the organism in Eukaryota, Metazoa, Chordata, Actinopteri, Anguilliformes, Anguillidae.
GGACAGCGCUGCGCUCAAUAAGGUCCUAAUUUUGGUCUUGUAACGUGGCAACAGAUCAAGCAUGGCGGCUUGUUAUUACGGAAGUUCAAGGGAAGCAUACGUUAGAUCUGCCAAACUGUUUAUUCUCAAAGUUUUGGGAGUACCGAUGUUUUAAAAAAUCUGUUACGUUAGGUAAUUGACUGUAUUAUUUAAGGCACAAUGGCUGGCUGGGCAGGCUUUUCAGAUGAAGAGUUGCGGAGGAUGCAGCAGAAAGGCCCCGCAGAUGAAGUUGUGCCUAGCGUCUCCGGCCAUGGCCGGAGACCCGCACCCACCAACCGCAGCCGUCAACAGAUGCAGAUGGAAAGAGCCCUCAAGACGACUGCUCGGAAGCAUGUGUCUGGCUCUCUUCCACCGGACCAGCGUCUCGCGAAACCCGAAGAGCACGCAUCUAACGAGGUUCCUCCAGCACCGCCUGUGCCGGAGGCGACAGAGGCUGUUCAGGAAACCACACAGGAUGAUCGGAAAACUUUGAUCCUGAAAACAGAGCCAGAGCCAGAGCCAGACUCGGCCCCAGUGCCCAAGGAACUGGAAAAGCAGGAAGUGGAAUUGCGAGAGAAGACUCGAUUGGAACUCCUUCAACAAGAGCAGCGAAUGAUGGAAGAGAUGAAUAAACGCAAAAAAGCUCUUUUGUCAAAGACGCUUGCUGAAAAGUCCAGAAAAACACAGGCUGAGACUGUGAAACUUAAGAGGAUCCAAAGGGAACUACAGGCCCUGGAUGACAUGGUGUCCAAUGACAUCGGGAUACUCCGAGGACGGAUAGAACAGGCUACCUGGGACUACUCUUCUGCGUGGACCCGGUACAACCGGGCGGAGGCCGAGUUUGUGAAGGCAAAGCUGGACCUGCACAGGAAGGCCGAGCUGAAGGAGCAGCUGACGGAGCACCUGUGCGCCAUCAUCCAGCAGAACGAGCAGCGCAAGGCCCGAAAGCUGGAGCAGCUGAUGAAGCAGCUGGAGCUGCAGCCUGACGAGGAGAGCCUGGAGCUGGAGAUCCAGGUGGAGCACAUGCUGAAGGAGCAGGAGGACGUGGAGGGGUCGGAACCAGUCCGCCAGGCCUGUGAGGAAAGGAAGGGGGCGGGGCCUGAAGCGGUCGAAAGCAGCAGUCAUGGUAACACAGGGAACAUGGAGGAGAUUCCGCUCUGUGCGAAAGAACUGGAAAAGAAAGACUUGUACUCUGAACCAGCAGUUAUUCCUGUGACCACUGAACCUGUGGCCAGUGAGGCACCAAUCUCAACUGCGUGAGACUCCCAACAAGAUCCCCCCUUAUUUUGCUGCUGAAAAGCUUUGGGGUGUGCGCAUAAAUCUGCAGUGGCCAUUUACCAAAAUUAUGCAAAAAACGUUUAUUUCUGGCAAGUUAAAACUUAAGAAUGCCUAAAAAAAUCUGUCUUCUCUCACAAAGAUGAAAAGAGUGGUCUCCUAUAUGUCUUCCAGUAUGGCAUGUAAAUUGCAUUGCUUACUAUCAUUGAUGUUAUACCAUGAUGUUAUGUUUGAUGUUAUGUUAUACCAGCUCAUUUCUUUGUGGACAGCAGGCUGCAGUUGGCACAUUAGUGUGUCCAAUAAGCCCAUCCAUGUCACAUCAGGGGAUCUGAAGAGUCAGUUAAGAACUGAUGCUUAAUAUUUGGACCACAUGAGAGAGCUGUCUUUUACAGCAUUGCUUACAGAAAAUAUCAAUUUGGCUGAAAAAAACUUAUUUCUUUUAAUGAAUUGUGAUUCCGCCCUGUUUGGCAUUACUUACAUUUUUAUGCAUACACCCAAUCAUGCAUAAAAUCAUGUGCCAAUCAUUAGAAUGUACUAACCCAGGAGUUCUCCUGGCACCUAUACACUUAGCCUAUCAACACUACACAUCACCUGAUACUGUAAAUUUGAUAUUGUUCUGAAUUAGUAUAUUUCAGAAUAUUGUCAAGUGCCAAGUCAUAAAUACAACACUUUAUUUGCUGACCAAUUAAAUGCAUUGCAUGUACAUAGGAUGGGGUGGAGACUUUAAUUGAAGAGGUCCAAAGAUUAUUUUUGAUAUCAUAAGUACUAUGUACUUGAAGUGAACAGCUGAAUGUGUUCUUAUUUUAAAUACUAUAAAAUAUCCAAAAGAAAUCCUAUACUAGUGCGAUGAACUUGUCUCCCUUUUUUUGCAAAAUGGUCUUUGAACAAAAGCAUGAUGUUUCAAAGUUCUUGCCAGUGUGUUCUUGUACUUUAAUGCUUAAGAUUAAAGAAGAAAAAAAAAAAAAA